Molecule: messenger RNA, 5614 nt
Organism: Trichomycterus rosablanca
Lineage: Eukaryota; Metazoa; Chordata; Actinopteri; Siluriformes; Trichomycteridae
Gene: abcc10
Product: ATP-binding cassette, sub-family C (CFTR/MRP), member 10
Exons: 21
Coding region: 56-4096 (1346 amino acids)
Biological process (GO): transmembrane transport
Cellular component (GO): membrane
Molecular function (GO): ATP hydrolysis activity; ABC-type transporter activity; ATP binding
Source: RefSeq, a predicted model, not a curated record
CCCGGGCAUAGCUUUUACCCUUGUUACAUACAUCAAAGAUGGGAAUUAUCUCAGUAUGGAACACAUACUACAGCUUAGCCGUUUUGUCUUAACUGUGAUCAGAGCAGCGGCGAUCUUUUUGUACCUGCUAGCCUAUAUCUUCCCAUGUAACACAUCACAAGGUGAGUCUCUCCUAGUGAACAGAGAUGAUGUCGCACCUCUCAUCGUUCCGGAGGUUGGUACAGAAGAAGUAGUAGCCGAAGAUGGAGCCAGUUGCAUAUCCAGACUGUUGUAUCUUUGGUUAAAUGUUCAGUUACGGCAAGGCCAAUGUGGGGAAAUAGAGAGACCAAGUGAUAUUUUACAACUGCCAAAAAGAUUACGAACCAAAGCUGUUACGCAGCACUUUAGUCGGUGUUGGGCAGAGUGUCUGAGUAGCACAGGGUCAAGAGCAUCUGGGAACCAGCAGGAUGGUUUGUACAGCCAGAUUCAGCCUGAGGAACUCUCUGAGGAAAGGAACCAACAAGAAGUAAAGCUCUUCAGGGUACUACAUAAGGCUUUUGGUCGGCGCUACUACCUACUGGGUGUACUCAAACUCUUUGCCAGUUUGUUAGCCUUUGCAGGACCGUUGCUUCUUAGCUGGUUAGUGGGUUUCAUGGAGAAUGAGGGGGCACCACUUAGCACAGGUAUAUGGUGUGCUGUGGGACUCUUUUCAAUCACUUUCCUGGCAGCAUUCCUGCGCAACCUGUUUGGGUUCGAAGUCUCCAAGGUGGCACUGGAGGCUCGUGCUGCAGUCGUAUCCACUAUUUAUGCUAAAGCUCUGCGAGUCAGUGGUUCGGCUUUGGCACGAUUUAAUACUGGUGAAGUGGUCAACUUCAUGAGCACAGAUACAGACAGAUUGGUAAAUUUCUUCAACAGCUUCCAUGACGUCUGGUGUCUUCCUUUCCAGUUUGCCCUUGCGCUCUACCUUCUCUACCUGCAGGUGGGCAUUGCUUUUCUGGGAGGACUGGCUGUUGCAAUUCUGCUAGUGCCUCUUAAUAAAGUACUGGCAGCCCGGAUUCUGGAGAACAAUAAACACAUGCUCUCUCACAAAGACAGCAGAGUGAAGCUAAUGACAGAAGUCCUGUUUGGAAUCCGAGUUCUGAAGUUCUACAAUUGGGAGCAGCACAUUGCAGAGAAGAUAAAUCAAAGCCGCAAAAAAGAGCUGAGUCACCUGAAGAUAUUAAAGUACCUGGAUGCAGUGUGUGUGUACACCUGGGCUGCUCUUCCUGUAGUUAUCUCCAUCCUUACCUUCAUCACUUAUGUGUUACUGGGAAACACUCUUACUGCAGCUAAGGUUUUCACUACCCUGGCUUUGGUAGGCAUGCUCAUUCUGCCACUCAAUGCUUUUCCCUGGGUUUUAAAUGGCACUUUGGAGGCUAAAGUAUCUCUGGAUCGGAUUCAGCACUUUCUGCGUCUGCGUGAUCAAGACUUCAGUGCAUACUACAGCCAAGUGUCUCCUGAAGACCCUCUAAGUGCCAUUCAGCUGACCCAAGCAAGCUUCUCCUGGAAAAGACCAGAUGAUCCACGGCCUGAAUCAGAGGCAGGGGACACAUCUCCUUCAGGAAGUCUGUAUCUUCAGAACCUUAAUUUAAGUGUCAAAAAGGGCUCUCUGGUUGUUGUGGUUGGAAAGGUUGGGUGUGGAAAAAGCUCACUAUUAGCUGCUAUGAUUGGAGAGCUAAACAGAUGUGGAGGUGCAGUGCAUGUUCAGGGCAGAGAGCAGGGCUUUGGUCUGGCUAUGCAGGAGCCUUGGAUCCAGCAUGCAACAGUGCGAGACAACAUCCUGUUUGGAAAGGACUUUGACAGUGGCUUUUAUCAGACGGUGCUUGAGGCCUGUGCCCUCACUGAUGAUCUUAAUAUUUUGCCUCAUGGGGAUCAGACAGAGGUAGGAGAAAAUGGAGUAACACUCAGUGGAGGCCAGAAGAGUCGACUUGCUCUUGCCCGAGCUGUUUAUAUGGACAAGGACAUCUAUCUGCUAGAUGACCCGCUGGCAGCAGUCGAUGCUGAUGUGGCUCACCAUCUAAUGGAGAAAUGCAUUCUGGGAAUUCUUAGGAACAAGACCAGAAUUUUGUGUACUCAUCGAGUAGAGUUUGUAAAGAAGGCUGAUAUGGUGGUACUGAUGGACAGUGGGACAGUAGUGAAAACUGGAACACCGAGUGAAGUUUUGUCUCUGGUGAAAGAUGUACCUAAGGAUAGCAAAAACAAGAGCAACAUGAAGGAAAAGGGUGCUGCUAAUGAAGAAGAAGAAGAAGAACAGACCAAUGUGCUAAUCUCAAAUGAGGUACUAACCAGCAUGACAGAAGAGCAGAAACAAAUGGGUGGGCUUGCAUGGACAGUCUAUCAGUCGUAUUGGAGAGCCGUGGGUGGCUGCAUGGCUGCGUCUGUUCUUUUCUCCUUAUUUCUCAUGCAAGGAUCUAAGAAUGUAUCUGAUUGGUGGCUGUCUCACUGGAUCUCCAACUUGAAGGAUAACAGAUCUGAGUUGGCUUCUCUGACAGCCGGCCCUCUCUCAGCCUUGGUUCUCCUCUCUCCUCACAGACUUGUGUUUCCUGUACAAGUCAGAGACUCCAAUUCAUUUGGCAACAUGAGCUCAGAGCUGAAGUUCUACAUGACUGUGUAUGGUUCUCUGGCUGCAGCCAAUACAUUCUUUACUGCUGCUCGUGCCUUCCUCUUUGCUUACGGAGCGAUCCAUGCUGCCACUGUCAUCCAUAAAAGACUGCUUAAUAAUGUGCUGAAGGCGACAAUGACGUUUUUUGACACCACACCCCUGGGUCGACUCUUAAAUCGUUUCUCUUCUGACAUCUACAGCAUAGAUGACUCACUACCAUUUGUCUUAAACAUUCUAUUAGCAAAUGUUUUUGGGUUGUUAGGCAUGUUAGUGGUUAUGAGCUACGGGCUGCCUUGGGUGUUACUCCCUCUGGUUCCACUAGGGGUGCUGUAUUACCAAACACAGCGUUUUUAUCGCCACUCGUCUCGUGAACUAAAACGCCUGUGCAGUCUCACACUUUCUCCCAUCUAUUCACACUUCUCAGAGACACUCAGUGGCCUGGCAACAGUGCGAGCCAGUGGGCACACUGCCAGGUUUGAGGAGGAGAAUGAGCGGCGACUGGAUCAGAACCUGCGCUGUGUGUUUAUCAGCAAUGCUGCUAUGCAGUGGCUGGACAUUAGACUGCAGAUGAUUGGCGUUACUGUAGUGACUGGCAUUAGUGUAAUUGCUGUGAUCCAGCACCAGAUCCGAUCAGUGGAUCCAGGUAUGGUAGGUCUGGCGCUGUCGUACGCUUUGUCCAUCACUAACCUGCUGUCAGGACUGAUCUUCAGCUUUGUUCAGACUGAGAUGCAGCUGGUGAGCGUUGAGCGGACUGAAGAGUAUUCCACCUGCAUUCCCCUGGAACCACAGGAUGGCAAAACAGAGGUUUCAGCAACCUGGCCAGAACAUGGACGAGUGGAGUUUGACGGAGCUGUGCUGGCGUACCGGCCUGGCUUGCCAAAUGCUCUGGAUGGUGUGAGCUUGGUGGUAAUGCCAGAACUGAAUCAUGGUCGAAUACUGCUUGAUGGAAAGGACAUCAGUGAAGUUAGGCUCUCUCAACUUAGGUCCAAACUGGCCAUAAUUCCCCAGGAUCCAUUUUUGUUCUCCAGCUCAGUAAGAGAAAAUCUUGACCCCUGUUGUCUUCACCUUGAUCAUCAGCUACUAGAUGCCCUGAAUCAGUGCCACUUGGGAGAUGUAGUCCAACGAAUUGGAGGCUUGGAUGCUGCAGUAGGAGAGAGAGGAAAGUGUCUCUCGGUUGGUCAGAGGCAGCUACUGUGUCUUGCUCGGGCUCUUCUGACUGAAGCAAACGUUUUAUGCAUCGAUGAAGCCACAGCUAGUGUAGAUCACAAAACUGACAUGCUUCUACAGAAAACCAUCCGGGAAAGAUUUAAGGGUAGAACUGUCCUCACCAUCGCCCACAGACUCAACACUAUUAUGGACUCUGACAGAAUACUGGUGAUGCAUGCUGGUAAAGUGGUGGAGUUCGACAGUCCUGCCACACUGUGCCAAAGACAGGACUCGGUCUUUCAAAAACUUUUAAAUGGAAGAGGAGAAUGACUUUUCUACAGUAAUCCUUUUUAGCAGCAAGUCGGUCUAAAUAAGAGCUCUGAUCUGUGAUCAGUUGUUCCGUACUUGAAAAGAUUUUGUUUCUGACUACAAACCCGUACCUGUAGACUCAGAUGCACUAUAAAUAUGACCAAGUUUACAGUUUAAACAUGUUCUUUUCCAACAGUCUCACCGCUUUUGUAGAGCAUUGUGUAGAUUUUAGAUCUGUAUUAAGAAGGCUACGUAUACUACAGGUUAAGAUUGCUCAAAUGAAUCAUAUUCUGGACAGAACAGUAUCACAAAUUCCACUAAAUCUGAUAUAUAAAAACAACUAAUAUUGUAAAAAAAAAAUGUGGUAUAGAAAUCUGUAACACACCCAGUCUGCUGCAAUGUGACAGACUGAACAGUCACCAGAAUUCAUGUGGGCGGCACAGUGGCUAAGUGGGUAGCACAGCAAGAAGGUCCUGGGUUCGAUCCCCAGGUGGGGCAGUCCGGGUCCUUUCUGUGUGGAGUUUGUAUGUUCUCCCCGUGUCUGCAUGGGUUUCCUCCGGGUGCUCCGGUUUCCUCCCACAGUCCAAAAACAUGCAAGUGAGGUGAAUUGGAGACCCUAAAUUGUCCAUGACUGGUUACAUUCAUGACAGCAACAGUAGUUAAUCGAUACACAAGGUUCUUUAGUUCACGAGGUUAUAUCAAACACAAAGAGUGUAAAACAUGAUGUUAAAACCCUAAUAAACAAACCAGAAUUCAUGUGACUUUUAGGUUAGUCUAACUCCACAUUUCUUGCCUGUGGAAAUUAGUGGUCAUAUUACUUUAAACCAUGUCAUUAAUGCAGAACAAACAGUGUGGUGGGUUCCUAAACACGCAAAGUACUACAAAAAAAAAGACAAAAAAAAUCAGGUCCACUGUGUGCUUUUCAUAAAAAAAUCGAGUUCAUUUGCAACUAUUUAAGAAUUUUAGUUUUUUAAGUAUAUGAGAUAAUAAUAUUAUAUUUCCGCUUACCAGAAAGGAAAAAAAGAUUAGAAUUGUAUUGUAACGGUUAGGAUUUUCAUCUAUUUACCCACAGCUAUUUAUUUUUGAAGCUGAUAUUUUUCAGUCACAUUUUUUUUACUUCUGUUUACUUUCCACUCAGGUGGAGCAGCAGUAUAUUAUGUUAGCCCACUACUGCAGGGAUUCAAUAUGCAAAAAAACUAGAACAUGGAAACAAAAUUUCCAUAAUAAAUUUUAUAACAGUUACAUAGUCUUUGUUAUGCAUACAGGUCAGUUUAAGCAUGUAAUUUUGUUAGAUUACUGUUGAUUUAGGCUACAUUUAAAAUGCAGCGUGAAUAACCUAAAAACCAAAAUCUGAUAAGAGCAGAACACUCAAACAUGUAAAGCUGUGCACAUCAACUUGCAAUGGAAUUGUUUUUGAAUAGGCUCAGGAAUUUCUAUUUGUUACAUUUUAAUUGUUUAUAGGUGUAUUUUAUUACAAACAUUUGUCAUUCUGUAUCAUUUUACUGUUGUUAAUGCUGCAAAUAAAAAUAAUAAAACACU